Molecule: messenger RNA, 661 nt
Organism: Rhagoletis pomonella (apple maggot)
Lineage: Eukaryota; Metazoa; Arthropoda; Insecta; Diptera; Tephritidae
Product: adult cuticle protein 1-like
Exons: 2
Coding region: 81-482 (133 amino acids)
Source: RefSeq, a predicted model, not a curated record
CACUUCUUGAGUGUGCUACCGCAGUAUAGCAAAUCCUUUUCCUUCACUUCUCAAAUCCUUCUUGGAUCUAAUCAACAAAUAUGAAGUUCGUCGUUGCCGUAGUCAUGUUGGCUUUCGCCGUUGUUGGUGUACACUCAUCCCUGUUGGGCGCUCAGAUUUCACCUGGAGUUUCUUACGUGGCACCCCCAUUACUCGGAGGACUUGGCCCAUUGGGUAUUCCCGGUCUGUUGGGUGGCAUACCCGGCAUCUCGCUCAGCCAGGGACCAUUGGGCGGCGUGCACGGCGGUCUAUUGGGUGGCAUUCCCGGCAUCUCGCUCAGUCAGGGACCAUUGGGUGCUGCCAUUGCUGGUCCUAUCGCCUUGGGUGGUGGUCCAGGUGUUUAUGUGGCAAAGACUCGUGGUGCUAUCCAUACCGCCCCACUGGAAGGACACAUCAACUCGGCGACCUCUGUGAAUUUGGCACCAGCUCCAGGCACCUUGUAAGCAUCCCAUACGGCAUCACCUCAUCGCUCCACCGAGAAUACAACGAUUCUAUACACACCUAUACGGAUUUUAAAUACAAUCAAGAGAACAAUUUGAUGCAAAUGUGUAAACUCUUUCUUAUUGAUAUCGACAUCCCGUUUUCAUUAUCCGCAACCUCUGAUCAGACUAGUUGUUUUAUA